Molecule: messenger RNA, 2062 nt
Organism: Platichthys flesus (European flounder)
Lineage: Eukaryota; Metazoa; Chordata; Actinopteri; Pleuronectiformes; Pleuronectidae
Product: hydroxycarboxylic acid receptor 3-like
Exons: 1
Coding region: 108-1103 (331 amino acids)
Biological process (GO): G protein-coupled receptor signaling pathway
Cellular component (GO): membrane
Molecular function (GO): G protein-coupled receptor activity
Source: RefSeq, a predicted model, not a curated record
GGACUACUUCCUGUAAAAAACCCCAAACCUGCCUCUCUUGAGAGACUGCACAGUCCCCCAAGCGGUAUUUUCUUCGUAGCAGCCAGAGAGGCAGCACACAACUCAACAUGCAGUGCCAUUUUAAUGGAACUCGGCUGAUCCGAGUCCUCCCUUCACUGUUGGGGAUAGAGAUCAUUCUGGGACUCCUAAUCAAUGGUCUGGCCCUCUGGAUCUUCUGCCUCCACCUGAAGCCCUGGAAGAGCAGCACAGUGUUACUCUUCAGCCUGGCGAUGGCCGACUUUCUGCUCAUCAUGGCUCUGCCUUUCCGUGCCACCUACUACUGGUACAGGCUCAACUGGAUCUUUGGAGAGGCUCUCUGCAACACCUGCCUGUUCAUGCUGGCUAUGAAUCGCAGUGGAAGUAUCUUCUUCUUGAUGGCGAUCGCCGUGGACAGGUACAUGCGGGUUGUGCACCCCCAUCAUGCCAUCAACUCUAUGAGUGUCUUCAAAGCCUCUCUAGUAGCACUUGGAAUCUGGAUAGUCACCAUUGCAAUGACUGCACACGUCUUCAUGUCAGAACACCUCAUCCUAUCUUCCAAGCAUGACAACAGGACGUACUGUGAAAGCUUCAUGGUGGUGGCCGACCGCAAAACCAUUAUGAACUGGCACAAGUUUGAGUUUCUCUUUUCCUUCUACUUGCCGUUGCUUGUGAUUCUCUACUGCACCAUCCACAUUAUCAGCCACCUCAGAGGCAGACAGCUGGCCCAGCAUGCAAAGAUCAAGAAGGCUCUGGGCUUCAUGAUAUUGGUGGUGGUGCUCUUCAUCACCUGCUUCCUCCCGAGCAACCUCACGCAGGUGGCGAUUUGGAUCAAGACCAGUCAGCUGAUCAGAACCCGCCCCGAAUCGGAAGUCUGUGAGGCCUUGGAGGAACUGACCGAGGGAUUCUACAUCUCCAUCAGUCUGACCUAUCUCAACAGCGUGCUGGACCCCGUGGUCUACUACUUCUCCAUCCCUGUCUUCAAGAACAUCUGCCGCAAAGUGCUUCACCUGCCCCAAGCAGAGCAGACUGAGAGCACUGGGAAGAAGACUCGAGAAACCGGCUCCCACUCACUCAGCCAGCUGUGAUCGCAGAGAACAUGAAGGAAAUCACUUUUUGAUCAAAAGUCACACAUUUCGCUGCAAGUUAUCACGUCAACAAAGUGUUACUUUUACUUCUUAUAUUUAUCAAAUACAAAUUUGACUGCACUUUUCUUUUCAAAACAUUUGCUGAUGGUAAGUUAUGAAAUAAUUUGUUCAAGCAAAACCGUUAGCUACCUAAUUGUAAAAGAUUAAACAUUUUACAGGGGUCAUGACGAGAGGAGACUUCAUGGCUGUUACAGAACAGCAUGAACUAACAUCCACUCCAUGAGCUUCUGUUCACACCACACCCAAUAAAACUGGCAGCAAAACCAUGAAUGUGUCAAACUGAGCAAUUGAACGUGUGAUUUGUGAUUUGUGAAAGAAAGAUCAUGUUAUUCUUCUUGCAAACAUUACACACUUGCUUGAAAAGAUGUGAAGGCUUAUUUCUCUAUGUAUUAACUGUACUUAAAAAACAAAAAUCUUCCUUAUGAGCUAUGUGAAAUUGUGAAAUAAUUCUUUUUGCCAUAUUGUCACCAAACUACACCUCAAACCCCCCAAAAGUUUGAUUCAGUCUUAUGAUCGCAUAUGAAUUAAAUACAAUACUUUCAUUACAAGAAAAUUAUACCAUACAUAUGAAAAGACAUUUAAUUGUUGAGUAUAUAUAAAUAUAAAUAUGAGAAAGAAAUACUUUUGUUUAAAAAACUUCAUCUGUAAAUGUAUUGUUUUCCUCUUUGAUGAUGUAUGACAAACAGAAAGCUAUGUGUAGUUUGUGAAUUUGACUUGUACUGUAAAGCACUUUGAGUCAUCGAUAAGACUGGGAAAGUGCAAUGUGGAUACAUAUUAGUUUAUUUAGUCCUCCAUGCAACACAGAAAAAAUCUGUACGAACAAAAUUAAACUUAGAUUUUUGCAUUAGAGACUUUGUCACAGCUACAACUCCGAAGCGAGGAGCAAAUAAAGGUUGAUU